Molecule: messenger RNA, 6017 nt
Organism: Oreochromis aureus
Lineage: Eukaryota; Metazoa; Chordata; Actinopteri; Cichliformes; Cichlidae
Exons: 3
Coding region: 1-3285 (1094 amino acids)
Biological process (GO): DNA integration
Molecular function (GO): nucleic acid binding
Source: RefSeq, a predicted model, not a curated record
AUGCACAGAGACUUUACUAAAGAUGAGGCGAACAAUUGGGUAGCUCCACUCCCAUUCCGCUCCCCCAGACAGCGUUUACCCAACAAUAGGGACCAAGCCCUCAGUCGCUUAAUGUCGCUCCGCAAAACGCUGAAAAAGAAACCUGAAAUGAAGGAACAUUACAUUGAGUUUUUGGACAAAACUUUCAGUAAGGGCCACGCUGAACCAGCUCCAGCUCUAGCUCCAGAACAAGAAUGCUGGUAUCUCCCUAGUUUUGGCAUUUACCACCCUCAGAAGCCAGGAAAAAUUAGGGUGGUUUUUGAUUCAAGUGCGCAAUACAACAAUGUUUCUCUCAAUGAUGUGCUACUAAAAGGCCCAGAUCUCAAUAAUACUCUUGUGGGAGUGCUGAUGCGUUUCAGGUCCAACCCAUACGCAGUCAUGGCCGAUGUGGAGCAAAUGUUUUACAAUUUUGUUGUCAGAGAAGACCACCGCAACUACCUCCGCUUCUUGUGGUUUAAAAACCAUGAUCUGGAUGGAGAAGUACAGGAAUUCAGGAUGAGAGUCCACGUGUUCGGGAACUGCCCCUCCCCAUCAGUGGCCAUUUAUGGACUGAAACGAACAGCGAUGGAGGGAGAAAAAGAACACGGCAAUGAUGUAAGAGAGUUCAUUGAACGCCACUUUUAUGUGGAUGAUGGACUAAAAUCAUUUCCUUCCGCUGAUGAGGCCAUCAACAUUCUCUGUGGGGCUCAGAAGAUGCUGGCUCAGUGUAACAUACGCCUGCAUAAAAUCUCAUCCAACUGUCCUACCAUCACAAACGCUUUUCCAAGUGAGGACCUUGCAGCUGACAUGCAGGGCCUUGACCUUGGGCAGACACCCAUGCAGCGAAGCUUGGGCUUGGGCUGGGACCUGUCUACAGACUUGUUCAAGUUCCAGAUAACCAUCAAUGAGAAGCCCUUCACUAAGCGUGGAGUAUUGUCAGUCGUUAAUAGUGUGUAUGACCCACUUGGCUUUGCUGUCCCUGUCAUCGUAGAGGGCAGGGUCAUACUCAGAGACAUUUCCACUGACAUUAGUGAAUGGGACACUGAACUCCCUAAAGACAAAUUACAACAGUGGCAACAGUGGAAACACUCCCUCAAACAUCUACAACAGCUUGAGAUUCCCAGAAUGUUCACCUCAAUACCACUCUCUGCAGCAGUAACCAAGGAAAUCCAUGUUUUCUGUGAUGCCUCUACCAAGGCAGUGGCUGCUGUUGCCUACCUUAAACUCACAGACAGAGAUGGUCAUAAUGAAGUGGGCUUCCUUCUUGGCAAGGCACGGCUUGCCCCAAAACCAGACAUCACCAUACCCAGACUUGAGCUCUGUGCAGCGGUCCUGGCUGUCGAGGUGGCAGAGUUAGUCGUGGACGAGCUGGACAUCGCAGUUGAUCAGGUGAGCUUCUAUUCAGACUCCAAAGUAGUCCUUGGUUACAUCUUCAACACAACAAGGCGUUUUUAUGUCUUUGUGCACAACAGAGUGGAACGCAUUCGGCGAUCUACACAAGCUCACCAGUGGCAUUAUGUGCCCACUCACUUAAAUCCUGCUGAUCAUGCCACGCGCGCAUUACCGGCAGAGCAGCUUUCUACCUCCACAUGGCUCAGUGGACCCGCAUUCCUUACCAAGUCAGAAGCAGGUCAAUCUCAGGCAGAGUCAUUUGAUCUUGUAGACCCAGAGACUGACAACGAACUGCGUCAUGAGGUAACUUCUUGUGUUACCACUCUUGCAAAGGAUGUUCUCAGUAGUGCCAGAUUCGAAAGGUUUUCAAGUUGGAAUGUACUACUGAAAGCUAUAUCUAAACUCCGACACAUUGUUCAGUCCUUUAAGCAGAACAUAGAAGGCUCCUGCCAGGGCUGGCACAGCUGUAGUGAGCAUUUAACUGAAAAGCAGCUUGAUCAAGCUAAGAUCAUUAUCAUUCGCACCGUCCAAAGAGAAGUCUAUGCAGAUGACAUAAGACAGCUUGAGAAGAGUAUGCCCCUCAAAAGGUCAAGCCCACUUAGCAAACUGAACCCAUUUCUCGACACAAAUGGAAUGCUCAGAGUGGGUGGGAGACUAAGACGAGCACAGUUGACUUCGGAUGAAACAAAUCCUAUCCUCAUCCCAUCCAAACAUCACCUUUCCCAGCUCAUUAUAAGACACUUCCAUGUGAAAGUAUGCCAUCAGGGCAGACAUUUUACUGAAGGGGCAGUCAGAGCUGCAGACUUUUGGAUUGUGGGAGGAAAAAGAGCAAUAAGCAAAAUGAUAUUCAGCUGCGUGACAUGUCGAAAACUAAAAGGCAGACAGCAGGAACAGAUUAUGGCUGAGCUACCAGAGGAUAGGCUGUCCACUGGCCCUCCUUUCACACAUGUAGGGCUUGAUGUGUUUGGGCCCUGGCCUGUCACUGUCAGAAAAACGCGUGGUGGGCAAGCGGACGCAAAGCGAUGGGCAGUCAUAUUUACGUGCAUGAGCACACGGGCCAUUCACAUUGAAGUUAUAGAAUCAAUGGACACGUCGUCAUUCAUCAAUGCCCUGCGUCGUUUUUUUGCCAUCAGAGGUGCAGUCAAACUUCUUAGGUCCGAUUGUGGGACAAAUUUUGUGAGCGCCUGCAAAGAGCUGCAAAUAGACAAACAGGGCUGCUACAACAGCAAACUAAACAGCUUUCUGGAAGACUCUGGCUGCAAAUGGCUUUUCAACCCCCCACAUGCGUCGCACAUGGCUGGCUCCUGGGAGCGCAUGAUUGGGGUCACGCGGAAAAUCCUUGAUGCAAUGCUCCUAGAACACAGGAAUGCAAAGCUUACCCAUGAAAUACUGGUGACCUUAAUGGCUGAAGUCACUGCAAUAGUGAAUGCUCGUCCGUUAACAGCAGUUUCUGCAGAUCCAGAUAACCCAGUCAUCCUUACCCCUGCCAUGCUGCUCACGCAAAAGGUUACGACCCCACCAAUCCCACCAGGUCAGUUUGGAAACAGUGAUCUGUUCAAAGCUCAAUGGAGGCGCGUACAAUACCUCGCUGAUGUCUUCUGGAGACGAUGGAAAAAGGAAUACAUCUCAGGACUUCAGGACCGCCGCAAAUGGAAAACAGUAAAGCCUAACCUACAAACAGGAGAUGUUGUUCUUUUAAGAGAGACACUUGAACAUAGGAACAACUGGCCACUUGGACUCAUCACCAAAACCUUUCCCAGUGAGGAUGGACUUGUAAGGAAAAUAGAGGUGAAGAUUUUCCGCAAGGGUGAACACAGGUGCUACAUAAGGCCUAUAAGUGAGGUUGUGCUAUUGGUGUCUAAGGAUUGUACUUAAAAGCAGAAACUUUGUUUCAUUGUAUGUCACUUGCUUUUUACAUGUUAGUUGAGAAUGACAUUCCACGGAUGUCAGGCGGGGAGUAUUCUGCCCCUGGGUUGUUGCUUUAUUGGGUUUCUUUGGCUGGGGCAUUUCUCAGUUUUCCCACCAGUGGGCAGUAUUACCCCUUGAGUUUUGUAGCUUCUUCUUUGGUUGUUUGGUGUGCGCUACACUGCCCCCUUUGGUGAUGUGUUGUAAGCAGCAGAAAAAGUUCGCACAGGCAGUGGGAGAAAACGCAUGGAGCAGAAAACAAGCGGCACAACUUUAAGCCCAGUUUACAUCGUUGGGGAGCUUGUUGAACCAUAAUCUAGGUGGCACCAUGUCCGGGACAAGAUGACCUUCGCACCUUGGUGUUAGUUGUCAUUACCUGCACGUUCCUUAGCGUGCUGUUAAACAUAAUCUUUAUCCUACUGAUAGUCCACAAGGUGAAACAAGGGAAGAGCUGCAGAAGAUUAUCCAGGAGUUCCCAGCAAGAACCAGAUGAUUAUGUGUAUGAAGUUAUGACCAAGAACAACCUCUACUCUUUGUCAACUUCACCGCAGCAAUCUCAAAGCCCUUAUGAGUUUUCUUAGAAGUACAGUAUCAUUAUUUAGCUUCCUGAAUUUAUCAAUCAUGCUCCAUAAUGUGUCAUUAAAAAUAAAAGUUUAAAAGUUAUUAAACUCUCAGAAAUGAAUGAAAGCUAUGCAGGAGGUACAGUGACUGUCCAACAGGAAGUAUGCAAAAUAAUCACCAAAGCUAUUUAUUACUUUAUCUAUAGAAUUAAUAUUACCGUGGAGCACAACAUUUGCACAGUAAAGCUUACUGAUUUGUUCAUUUCCAACAUGAAUACAAUUGGUGAGUGUUUCUGGCUUCUUUACUGCAAUAUAGGGCAACCAUUUUUGAGGUUUGUGGGGGAGGGAUGGAUGGAGAUGUGAGCAGAAACCAACUAAGAAGAGGGGCAGGAGCAGAUCGGUAAAUGGUUUACAUGACAAACUGCAGAUUUCGCACGAUAUAUUAUUACAGACAAUUAUUCUUUGCCAUAAUAAGGUGUAUAAAACAAAUAAAUGUACAAUAAAAAACAUGCUUUUUUCCAAGUAAAUAUAUAUUUCUAAAGGUGCUAUUGAUGUGAAAGUCUCACUAGAUUUCAGUAACAACCCAUCCAAUCCACAAAUGCAAAGAAAUCAAACCACUGAUGUUAUGUGCAAUAAUGAGAAAUCCAUCCAUCCAUCCAUUCGCUUCCACUAAUCCUUUUCAGGGUCGCAGGGGGCGCUGGAGCCUAUCCCAGCUGUCAUAGGGCGAUAAUGAGAAAUCACACAGGGAAAAAGUUUUGAAAAUGCUUAUUGAAAUUUAUUUAAUAUUUCAUACAAAAACCUUGUUGGCCGAUGGAGAACCUAGUCACAUGCAUUGCUCAGGUUUGAUUUUGGUUCAUUUGUCCACACAAAAGUCUUAAAACCCUGAAGUUUUGUGGGCCCUUCUAUAAACUCUGAGCUUUGGUUCUUUACAUUUUCAGCUGGAUUCAGGUCAGGUUCGGCUAUUCUUGCAAACUUUAUUUUCUUUUUCUGAACCCAACUGAGAGUUUCCUUGGCUGUGUGCUUCUCAUCAUUGUUUUGCUGAAACAUCCACCCUCAUUUCAUCUUCGUCAUCCUGGUAGAUGGCAGCAGAUUUUUAUCAAGAAUGUCUCGGUACAUUUUUCCAUUCAUUCUUCCUUCAAUUAUAUGAAGUGUGCCAGUGUCAUAAAGCUGGAAAACAGCCCCACACUGUGAUAAUCCCACCUCACUCUUGGUGUAGUAUUUUUGGGGUGAUAUGCAGUGCCUAUUGACCUACAAACAUGGUGUGUAUUAUGGCAUUCAAAGAGUUCAAUUUUGGUCUGAUCUGACUUUCAGCUUGUGUAAAUGUUGUUCAGUUGUUGCUUCAUGUAUUCGUAUUUAUGUUUUUGUGUUACAAAUGCUUAUAAAUUCUCCUAUUUUCUCCCCCUUUCUUUUUAAAAAAUUGUCAUACUACAACUAUAAUGUCAUAACUGAAAUAACAGUAAUAAAAAUUCAUAAAUAAACAGAUAAAAGAAACACAUUAACAAGAGGAGCCUGUAGAAAACUUAUAGAGCUCCUCUUGGAAAAGCAAAAUGUGAUGGCACAACAGUGCAUUUAGAACAUAAUUCUGAUUGCAAAAGCUGCCAGACAAAACAAGCAAACAAACAACAAAAAACCAGAUGAUUCUGUGAUGGAAAUCAUGGCUCAGGAUGCUGUUUGAGGAAAUGGCUGAGUGUCAGUCUUCACUGGAUCGUUGCACUAGUGUUUCCCAGCUCUUCGACACUGUGAAUGUUGUUCACUUGCCUGUGAAAGAGUUUCUUACCUGCUUUUCCAGUGCAGAGGUUUGCUUGAAACCUUGAAACCCAUGGACACGCAAUUGUGAGCAGCCUCUUGUCUUGAAGUGAGCAUUUGGAUUUGAAAUUCUUUGGAUUCUGUGGAGAGCCUAAAAGGAGACUGGGACUGUCACUGUUUUUCAUUUGGAUGUUAUAGAAAAUUCACUGUAAAUGCAUUGAACUCUGACCCGGAGUCCACAUUUGAGUCCUGCAUUUGAGUUCUGCCUGCUCCUAGAACCUUGGCAGAGAUUCUGUGGUAUAAACUUCACAACUUCAUGUGUUUGUUAAAGCAACUGCACACAUUCAGAGAGUACAGGCAGAGAAUAAUUUAAGCCCCAGUAACCUUUUUCUCUGA